Nicotiana attenuata is the source of this 417-nucleotide messenger RNA. RefSeq lists its product as uncharacterized. The transcript has a single exon. The record is from RefSeq and is a predicted model, not a curated record. NCBI's taxonomy places the organism in Eukaryota, Viridiplantae, Streptophyta, Magnoliopsida, Solanales, Solanaceae. Bases 1 to 417 code for a protein of 138 amino acids.
AUGUUGGUAUAUGGCACUGAAGCUGUGAUACCCGCAAAGGUUAAAAUACCAUCUUUAAGGGUCAUUCAAGAGGAAAAAUUGGAUGGCGCAAAAUGGAUAUGGGUCAGAAAGGAGCAACUCAUGCUCAUCAAGGAGAAAAGAAUGGAUUCAGUAUGCCAUGGUCAUCUAUAUCAUAACAGGAUGGACAGUGCAUUUAACAAGAGAGUGAAACCUCGCCAAUUCACGCCGGGGAAGUUGGUCUUGAAGAAAAUCUUUCCCCACCAAGAAGAAGCCAAAGGAAAGUUCGCACCAAACCAACAAGGUCCUUACGUGGUUCACCGAGCACUAUCGGGUGGAGCUCUAAUCUUGGCAGAAAUGGAUGGAAGAAUCAACACGAAGCCCAUCAACUCAGACGCAAUUAAGAGAUAUUAUGUUUGA